CUCCUCUCAACAUAACCCUCACCCGGUUCAUCCACCCUCAUCCACAUCUUCAACAGUUCCUUGCACUUCUUGCCCCUGAUGCUGAUGGGAACCUCAUAUCCUUCAAUACCUCUCCGGCAACUUUGUUAUCCCCUAGUUUAUUCACCGAGCUCGUGCAUGUGAACUCCGCCAAUGCCAUGUCGGGGUAUGUAUCCAAUACGCCGCACAAGGCAUCAAAAAAAAGACCCCCACAACAUCCGCGCCGGAUGUUUGGGUUGAUGCGCCUGCGCGUUCCCCAGUGCCGGCCUGUUCAAGCUGCUUUUGCGGCUGACGAUGAAAUCGACGAUUGCCCGGUUGAUGAAGAUGUUUUUGUGCGUUAUUUUCCUUCAAGCAUGGCAUCAAGUCAGGAACAUGGCGGCUUUCUGUGCCGCCCCCACAUCCUGGGAGUCUGCGGGCAUCCCCAACCCGCCCAUGGAAACGGUCAAUUUCUCGAGACCGUCCAUGUGCCGGAAAAAGAACUCGCCCAUCCGACGGACAGAUUGGACGUACCCGCCGGUGCGAGUGAUCAUCUUGCGUGCGCGGCCGCCGUCGAGGGUGGAGGUCAUGAGGUGGACUUCAAAAGACUCGAGCAUAGAGCGAACCGGGCGGGGGUGCCAGUUCUCGAGGAUCAACUUUCGAGGCGCAAUGCCGCCACCCUUCGAUACCUCGUCAAAGGUGUUGCGCCAGAGCCGGUGCAUGAUGAUAUUCAACUCCCGCCUCAACACGUCGUCCCAGCUUCUCUCAAGGUUCUUAAAUAUGCCGUCUGGGCCCAGGGGAUGAAGUCCGCCUGCUGCGAGUAG
Messenger RNA from Podospora pseudocomata, 818 nucleotides. RefSeq lists its product as uncharacterized. The transcript is spliced from 3 exons. NCBI's taxonomy places the organism in Eukaryota, Fungi, Ascomycota, Sordariomycetes, Sordariales, Podosporaceae. Bases 177 to 818 code for a protein of 213 amino acids. The record is from RefSeq and is a predicted model, not a curated record.